This is a messenger RNA of Loxodonta africana (African savanna elephant), 618 nucleotides long. RefSeq names its product keratin-associated protein 27-1. Gene Ontology annotation, molecular function: structural molecule activity. The record is from RefSeq and is a predicted model, not a curated record. Gene Ontology annotation, cellular component: keratin filament. The coding region runs from base 1 to 618 and encodes 205 amino acids. The transcript has a single exon. Lineage: Eukaryota; Metazoa; Chordata; Mammalia; Proboscidea; Elephantidae.
AUGUCCCACAGCUACUGCCGGUCCCUCGGGAGCUUCUACAAUGUCCCACCACUGUCUACCAUUGUACAUGGCUCUAAUCCUGUAAGCUUUGAAGAUGGAUUUUGUUUACCCAGCAGCUACCAUGGCAGAACCUGGCUCCUGGAAAACUUUCAAGAAACCUGCCGUGAAAGGACCAGCUGCCAACUGAAAAACUGUAAGCAGAACUUAUGCAGAGAGGAAAGCUGUGUGCAAAGCUCCUGCCUCCCCAGAGAUGUCCAGACAACGUGUAUUAACUCCAGGCCCUGUGAAAGGACAACAUGCCAAGCAGGAGCUGCUUCACCAGCAUCCGAGUGGGAUCCCCAGUCUUGUCAGUCAGAAGGCAGCCAGCAAACGAGUUGUGUAGUUCGGGGCUACCAGCCUGCAAGCUACAUGGCAAGGAGCUGCCCAACCAAGACUUACGUGUCUAAGAAUUGCCAAACUCUGGAAUGCGAAUCUAGUCAAAGCCAGUCUCAGGAAUCUGAAUCUAGCUCCUGUAGACCCUUGGCCCUUGUCUCACCUGGACCACAACUCCUGGAAUCUUCUAGCACUUAUGAACCAACUUGCUGUGUUACGGGUGGUUUGCAAUUGCCUAGUAAUUGA